Messenger RNA from Cyprinus carpio (common carp), 4427 nucleotides. RefSeq names its product tenascin-like. NCBI's taxonomy places the organism in Eukaryota, Metazoa, Chordata, Actinopteri, Cypriniformes, Cyprinidae. The transcript has 18 exons. The record is from RefSeq and is a predicted model, not a curated record. Bases 324 to 3947 code for a protein of 1207 amino acids. Gene Ontology annotation, molecular function: protein binding.
AAUUUUACUGCUCUCCUCCCUCUCUCUCUCUUCUGCCCCCUCGCUCUUUCUUCCCCAGUCAAUCAGGAGCAUUCAGAGCAGCGACCGACUGACAGGAGGAGAGAGAAGCAGCAUCCAGCAUCAGCAGCUCCGCAGGAGGGAUAGACGUUUAAAGAGAAGAGGACACUGCAACGCUUUACAUCACUCCAGAUCUGAGAGCCAACAGUGUAUCUGCGAAACCUGAGUUUAAAUGUUUUGCUUGCCGAUCUGAGUAGAAAAAAAUACGUUCUCAUUUACAGAACCAAUCAUCAUCCAUUGGUUUGGGGGUGUUCCUCCCUGUAAACAUGGCGUUAGUGUUGCCUUUCCUGCUUCUGCUUCUGCCAAGUCCUGCCCUCUCCAGCCAACAUCUGCAGACAGGAGCUCAUCGCGUCUCCAGAGACAUCAAACCCCAGCCUAUUAAACUUGUUAUUUCGGACACAUGUGCACAAGAUGGGGCCAAAGACAGAGAGCUAGACUUGGAUCCCGAUUCUCCUCUGGUCUUGACCCAUCGGAUCCGUCUGGUGCCAGGGUCAGGUUCAGCUUGUGGUCAGUGUGAGCUGGACUUCGCAGCCCUGCGUGAUCGCAUUGAAAGACUGGAGAAGGAAGUUUCGGAUCUGAGGGAGAAAUGUGGAGGUCCAGAAGGAUGCUGCAGCUCCCAGCAGAGCAAAGGUGCAGUCUGUACCACCGUUCGUCCCACAACUGACAAGUGUCCGGAUGACUGCAGUGACCAGGGUCGCUGUGUAGAUGGCAAAUGUGUCUGUUUCCCAGGAUUCAGCGGGCCUGACUGCAGUGUGCCUGACUGCCCUGAUGACUGCAGCAGCCAGGGCCAAUGUGUGAAUGGCCAGUGUGUGUGUGACCCAGGCUUUACUGGCCCAGACUGCUCCUCCAGCACAUGUCCUGAUAACUGCAGUGACAAGGGCCGCUGUGUGAACGGCAGGUGUGUGUGCGAUGCCGGCUUUACCGGGCCUAACUGCGGGACACCGGGCUGUCCAGAUAACUGUAACAAGCGGGGUCGCUGCGUGAACGGCCAGUGUGUGUGUGAUGCAGGGUUUACCGGGCCUAACUGCAGUACAAGGGGCUGUCCGGAUAACUGUAACAAGCGGGGUCGCUGCGUGAACGGCCAGUGUGUGUGUGAUGCAGGGUUUACCGGGCCUAACUGCGGUACAAGGGGCUGUCCGGAUAACUGUAACAAGCGGGGUCGCUGCGUGAACGGCCAGUGUGUGUGUGAUGCAGGGUUUACUGGGCCUAACUGUGGAACACGGGGGUGUCCGGCUAAUUGCAAUAAAAGGGGCCGCUGUGUGAAUAGAAAAUGUGUGUGCGACUCAGGAUUUGCUGGUCACGACUGCUCUGAGAUCUCCUGCCCAGGGAACUGUAAUGACAGGGGCCGAUGUGUGAAUGGACAGUGCGUGUGCGAUCCUGGCAUCUCUGGGUCGGACUGCUCUGUCAGAACAUGUCCAGAGAACUGCAACAAUCGUGGACAGUGUGUAAACGGCAAGUGUGUCUGUGAGAGCGGCUUUACGGGCCCCAACUGCUCGUCCAGAUCUUGUCCUGGAGACUGCAGUAACCAUGGCAGAUGCGUCGACGGCCGCUGUGUGUGUGAUAGCGGUUUUACAGGACCAGACUGCUCGGCCAAGGCUUGUCCCAAUGACUGCAGUAACAAAGGCAGAUGUGUGAAUGGGAAGUGUGUCUGUGAAGCAGGCUACUCCGGUCAGGACUGCUCCACCAAAACCUGCCCCAACAACUGCAAUAACAAGGGCCACUGUGUGAGGGGUCGCUGCGUGUGCCAGCGUGGUUUCACGGGGCCUGACUGCACCGAGUGUCAGUCGGGCUUCACAGGGGAAAACUGUGACACUGCACUGGCGGGCGUCUCGCGUCUCAACACCAGAGACAUCACUGAGUCAUCUGUCACUCUGUUCUGGACUCCACCUGCCGUGCAGUACGACACCUACCACAUAACCUUCACCAGCAGGAAAGAAACAGAUCAGAAAAUAAGCUCCAAAAUCAAUGGCAGACUGAGCACCUACACUCAGAUGGGACUGGCCGCUGGACAGGAGUAUACGGUCAGCAUCACUGGAGAGAAAGAUGGCAUUAUGGGAACAGAGAGCACAGCAGAAUUCACCACAUUGAUCUCUGGCCCAAAAGACUUGCAAGUUGUGAAGACAACCACUACAUCAGUCAUUGUCCAAUGGGAGAAAGCACAGGGGGAGAUUGACAGGUACGUCCUCACCAUUGCACCCAAUCAGACAGAUGGAUCAAGCAGACUUCCAGAGAUCAACCUGCUGCCAGAGAAAGAUUCAGCCCAGAUCAACAGUUUGGAGCCGGGCCGCUUGUAUGACAUCUCAUUAGUGGCAGAGAAAGAUAGCAUCCGGAGCCUGCCAACAACCACACAGGCAACCCCUGGCCCUGAGCCUCCAUCCAAUCUCGCCUUCAGCAAUGUGACCGACAGCUCUUUCACAGUGUCCUGGACCAAACCCAGGAGCAAGGUGUCUGGAUUCAAGAUCACGUACACUCACGUGCAAGAAGGUGAGCCGAACUCUGUCAGCGUGGACUCAGAAACGGUCCAUCUGUCCCUCUCGCCAGUGUCUCCUGGCUCCACCUAUGAGGUCCGUGUGAUGUCUCUACUCGGACAAGACGAAAGUGACUCUAUCCAGGACACUGUAACCACUUUGCCUGACCCACCAACAGACCUGAGGGCCAUAAACGUCACAGACAGUAAAGCGCUGCUCCUGUGGAGACCUGCGUUGGCUACCGUCGACCAUUAUGUCAUUGUGUAUAGUUCUGACACAGCACCUGGGCCUGGAAUCAGCAUCAGAGUGUCUGGCAACGCUGCUGAAGAGCAGCUGCAAGCACUGCAGUCCUCCACACGGUACAGAGUGAGUGUUCACAGCCAGCUGGGAGACCGGAGCAGCUCCAGAGCCACCACAGCCUUCACUACAUCCAGCGGUUAUUCUCAGUUUGCCACAAGUAAAAAGGUGGAUGGUCCUCGUGAUCUCAAAGCCGGUCAGGUUACGCCUCGUACCGCGGUUCUGUCUUGGAAAGCACCUGUAUCAGCCGUCAGCAGUUACAGGCUGAGCUAUUACACGGAUGGCCAGGACGUUCAGGAAGUAAUUCUUGGCCCCACGGUCAAGGAGUUCAAGUUAACCAGACUGUACCCAUCGUCAACAUACACAGCACACCUGCAGGCCGAGCGGGACGGUCUGUACAUGAGCACCAUCUCUACAGACUUCACCACCGGUUCCCCCUGUCACUCUGCUCUCUCUCUCUCAGGGAAUCUCCGGUUCCCGUUUCCCACUGACUGCUCGCAGGAGAAGAAGAACGGAGCGCUGGAGUCUGGUAUUGUGGAGGUGUUUCCACAGGGCCGCGAGGGAAAGCCGCUGAUGGUUUACUGUGACAUGGAGACCGAUGGAGGAGGAUGGACGGUUUUUCAGCGAAGAAAGGAUGGGAAGAUGAACUUCUUCAGGAGCUGGCAUGAAUAUAGUAAUGGAUUUGGAGCAAUGGAUGGGGAAUUCUGGCUCGGAAAUGAGAAGCUUCAUAACUUCACUAAGAUGAGUCCAAUGACACUGAGAGUAGACCUCAGAGCAGGAGAAGAGACUGUUUACGCACACUAUUCCUCAUUCUCCAUUGACAAUGCGAAAAAACACUACACCAUCAGAGUGUCUGGAUAUUCUGGCACAGCUGGUGACUCACUGACGUACCAUAAUGGAUGGCCGUUCUCCACGCGGGACAGAGACCCUCAGCCAUUCAUCACACGCUGUGCCAUGUCCUACAGAGGCGGCUGGUGGUAUAAGAACUGCCAUGAGGCCAAUCUUAAUGGCCUCUAUAACACAAACACCAAUCAACAGGGCGUGAUCUGGACGGAGUGGAAAGGCAAAGAUUUCUCCAUUCCCUUCACUGAGAUGAAAUUCCGCCCAGCCUCAUUCAGACCCUGAACACGAGGAUAAACAAAUUAGUGCAGAAGAGCUGGGAUGCCCUCCCAUUAUGGACAAAAACAUAAACAAACCAUCAUUGAAAAACAAGUAUCAUUACUGCACUUAUAACCACACAAUCAGGCUUCAUAACUACAUAUACACUCUUAAUCCAAUUGUCUUAUCUUUAGUCUAUAUGUAGUAUUGUACAGUGUUUGGAUUCUCUAUGCUCUGUGCAUUGUGACACCCCACAGCAGCUGGAAGAAAUUUUAUGCACUGCCUUCUCUACAAUGAAGCUGUUGACUAGGUGUCACAUAUACUGUAUCAGCUUGAACUAUUAAGAGUCUGAUGUUUGUAUUCAUAUUGCUUUGUAUGUACCAUAUUUCAGUGUCUUACAGAAAGAUUUCAUAAAAUAAAAAAGCUGUAAGUUGGUAUAUGUUAGUGUUUUAACAUUCUAUGGUUCUAUAAAAAUAUAUAUUUGAUAUAAAAAACAUGCUAACAUGA